AUGGCAGAUACGUCCACGACUCCCACGGCUGCUCGCAAGGCUGAGAUUGAGCGCGAGGUCGAGGCACUUGUGUACGACAUGGUAGAUAAAGCAGUCGAGCACGCCAUGAGCGUGAAGCCGCCCUACAUCUUCCCCAGCGGUGUGCCUGGUUUCGGCAACUGUAUCUUGGGUCCCCGUGUCCCUCGUGUUUCGAUUCCUUCUCCUGCUCUACUCGCACCUCCUGAACACCUUGGUGGCAUGAAAGAGACAUAUGCCACUGCACUCCCCUCGACUGACGUUUCCCUUCCCGACGACUACUACGGUUCAUCUCCUCUCGAUCGCACCAAGCACUCUAGCACACAGCUCGCCGGCAAGAAGCGCAAGCUCAACACGCUCGAGUCCGAAGACUAUGAUGCAAGUAUCAAACGCAUCGCCCCGUCACUCAAUGGCGCCCUGUCUACCCCUAUGCCCACUAUCUCGGAGGCUGAACACGAUGCCAUCGCCGACGACGAGCAGUACGAGGACGAAGCAGCCGAGCUUGUACGCCUCAUCUACCAAAUCAAGUACAUCCUCCACCCCUACACCCAGCUCCAUUCCACCUGUACCGCCACCGAGCCCCUACAAAAAGUCUACCAUGCCCUCUCCUCGCAACACCACACCCUUAUCGCAGUCAUGAGUCUUAUCCACGACGCCCUCGAGGCACUGAGACCUCUGAGAGACUACCAAGUCGUCAACAUCACAAAGCUCGCAAGGAGGGAAGUGAUCUUCCAGAGAGCAGGUCUUGAUUCUUGUCUCGAUGCUAGAGUCAAGAUGGAUGCCCAGUGA
Molecule: messenger RNA, 804 nt
Organism: Aureobasidium namibiae CBS 147.97
Lineage: Eukaryota; Fungi; Ascomycota; Dothideomycetes; Dothideales; Saccotheciaceae
Exons: 2
Coding region: 1-804 (267 amino acids)
Source: RefSeq, a predicted model, not a curated record